Sesamum indicum (sesame) is the source of this 2308-nucleotide messenger RNA. Its product is annotated as leucine-rich repeat receptor-like protein kinase PXC1. Gene Ontology annotation, biological process: protein phosphorylation. NCBI's taxonomy places the organism in Eukaryota, Viridiplantae, Streptophyta, Magnoliopsida, Lamiales, Pedaliaceae. Gene Ontology annotation, molecular function: protein kinase activity; protein binding; ATP binding. The record is from RefSeq and is a predicted model, not a curated record.
UCCUUUACAACUUUAAAAAACUUAACCCCCAUCUCUCUAUCUCAUGCACUUCCCGCUCUAUGCUCCCACCCACAACAAUGACAAUGGACCUCUGCUUCUCCUUUCUCCUCUUUUCCACAACUUCUCUACUUCUUGCUGCCCUCUCUCCCUCCUCCGCCACCAAUGACACCGCAGCCCUCUCCCUUUUCCGAUCUCAAACCGACCUCCACGGCGCACUCCUCUCCAAUUGGACAACCGCCGCCGCUUCCACUGCCUGCACAGCCAAUUGGGUCGGCGUUAACUGCACCAACAACCGUGUCACAGCCGUCUCCCUCCCCUCCCUCAGCCUCCGAGGUCCCAUUGAUGCCCUCUCCUCACUAGACCAGCUCCGCUUCCUCGACCUCCGCGGCAACCGCCUCAACGGCACCCUUGCUCCCAUCACACAAUGUCUCAACCUCAAGCUUGUUUACCUUUCCGACAACGAUUUUUCUGGGGAAAUACCGCCGGAGUUGUCCUCCCUCCACCGCCUCCUCCGCCUCAAUCUCUCCAACAACAACCUUCGCGGCCCAAUUCCCACUCAGCUCUCCAACCUGUCACGCUUGCUCACUCUUCAGCUCCAAAAUAAUGAACUCUCCGGGACAAUUCCUGACUUUCUCGGUUCGCUUCCACAGCUCAAAGAAUUGAAUUUAUCAAACAAUGAGCUAUACGGGCUGCUUCCAAAGAGCUUACUAUCGCGGUACGGCGUAAGUAGCUUUUCCGGCAAUGAAGGGCUGUGCGAGAAUAGCCCUUUCACCAACUGUACAAACGCCGGCGGUCGGCAGCCAUCAUCGUCUUCUCAAACUGUACCUUCAAAUCCCAGUUCUCUUCCUUCAUCAUCAACUGCUUCAACUGAAGAACCAUCAAGCAAGCAUCAUAAAAGGCUGAGCAACGGAGCAAUAGUUGCUAUAGUGGUGGUGAAUUCUGUGCUAUUAUUGGUGAUUGCGUCGUUUAUGGUGGCGUACUAUUGCGGCAAGAACUCGAGGGACGCAAGUUCAAUGGCGGAGAGCGAGGGUGGGAAAAGGAGCAGCCAUUCAAGCGAAAAGAGAGUUUACGCGAACAAUGGAGGUGGAGAUAGUGAUGGAACUAACGCUACUGACAAGAGCAAAUUAGUGUUUUUCGACAGGAAAAAGCAGUUUGAACUGGAGGAUUUGCUCCGGGCAUCAGCGGAGAUGCUUGGGAAAGGGAGUUUGGGGACUGUUUACAAGGCUGUUCUUGACGAUGGAAGCACCGUAGCUGUGAAAAGGCUCAAAGAUGCAAAUCCUUGUGCCAGGAAAGAAUUUGAGCAGUACAUGGAUGUGGUUGGGAAGCUUAAGCAUCCAAAUGUAGUUAGAUUCAGAGCUUAUUACUAUGCAAGAGAAGAGAAGUUGCUCAUUUAUGAUUAUCUGCCUAAUGGCAGCUUACAUUCACUUCUUCAUGGUAGCAGAGGACCUGGAAGAAUCCCAUUGGAUUGGACUACAAGAAUCAGCUUGAUACUCGGUGCUGCUCGAGGGCUUGCAAGAAUUCACGAGGAGUACGCAGGUUCAAGAAUUCCUCAUGGAAAUGUGAAAUCAUCCAACGUAUUGCUCGACAAAAAUGGGAUAGCUUGCAUUUCUGAUUUCGGGUUGUCACUGCUUCUGAACCCUGUCCACGCCAUAGCUAGAUUGGGAGGGUACAGGGCUCCGGAGCAGGCAGAAAUCAAGAGACUCUCACAGAAGGCUGAUGUUUACAGCUUUGGAGUUGUGUUGCUUGAAGUGCUCACCGGCAGGUCCACGUCUCACUAUCCUUCAUCGGGUGGGCGUCGGGCGGAAGAGGAGGAACAGGCAGUGGACCUGCCGAAAUGGGUCCGGUCUGUGGUGAGAGAUGAGUGGACAGCUGAAGUGUUUGAUCAAGAACUGUUGAGGUACAAGAACAUUGAGGAAGAGCUGGUGUCUAUGCUGCAUGUGGCAAUGGCCUGUGUGGUGCCGCAGCCUGAGAAAAGGCCUACUAUGGGUGAAGUUGUGAGAAUGAUAGAGGAGAUAAGGGUGGAGCAGUCGCCACUGGGGGAAGAGUACUAUGACGAAUCGCGCAAUUCGCUCUCGCCCUCCAUGGCCACUACUGAAGAUGGAUUGGCCUGAAUUGUGUGCUGUUCCACCGUUUGGUGCAGAAUUUGCAGUGUCUCGUUGCAAAUUGGUGGUGGUGAUUAGUUCUUUCCUCGAGGAGAUGGAGAUUAUUUCUUCCCUGUAAUAUUGUGGCUAGUAUUCUUGUGUAUCAUUGCAUUGUGCAUCUUGAUUAUUCAUGAGAAAAGUUCGUCAAUAUGCAGCAGCAUUAAUCA